CAACAACAUAACAACACUUCGGGAUUCUUAAACCACAAGACGACCACCCAGUCGCAAACUAGCAUUACCGUGUUUCUAACCUUUAGCGAAUCAAGAUGAGCGAAGAGGCAGAACUUCGCGCCAAAAUCGCGGCACUCUCAGGACGGAUCAAUCAGCAACGACAAGUUGGUAGUGCGCCGCCUACUCCCACCUACCCUCCGCCAGCUGGACGUGGAUCGGGCUACUAUCCGACAGGCCGUGGAGCUGGAUGGGCUGGCCAGUACGUGCCUGAUCGAUACGCGCCGUAUCACCAACCUCGCGCCUACCCUCACAAACCUGUGCACCGCAACCGCACCCUCGUAGUUAACAGCUCCGUUGGCGCCCCUGCCAGCCAACAGUCCUCUCCAGCAACGCCCGCUGUUACCCCCUCGUCCAGUCAGUGGGUCUCGAAGCGCGACCGCCACAUGCAGCUCAUCAACACUGCUGUUUACGAUCAGAAGACGCAACAGCGUCAACUAGAGAUAGAGGCCACUGAGCAAGAAAGACAGCGUCUUCGCGACGUGAAAGAGAAGGCCAAAGUCAUCAAGGCCUUCCAGGCUCACUCCACUGGUUCUACUCCCUACGGCGCUGCGUCGUCUGCAUCAACAGCCGCCGUCCACGACAUCCAGAUCAACAACCUCCGCUUCCGCGUCGCCGCCGAUGGAAGCAAGCUUAUUCGCAUGUUCGACGAUUCAAAUACAGAUCCUGGAGCUACACCAAAAUCUGCCAAAGUCGCUGGUGUCACCUUCCACAGGAGCAAGAACGGUAACCUAUACCGUGCUGGUCUGGUAAAGAAAUCUUUGAGGGAUAACAACAUCAAAAAGAGCUCGGAACUGUGUUCAAUGUUCACUUCUACGGGUAUGUGUGCCAACGGCAAUCGCUGUCACUACACGCAUGAUCCGAACAAGACCGCCAUCUGCAAAGAUUUCCUCCGAACUGGCCGUUGCGUUGCUGGUGAAGCUUGCAACCUCUCCCAUGAAUCCACCCCUCAUCGUGUUCCUGCUUGCACUCAUUUCCUCCGUGGCAAUUGCACCAACCCAGACUGUCGCUAUGCUCACGUCGCUGUCAAUCCUUCUGCACCUGUUUGUCGGGCCUUUGGCACGAUUGGCUACUGCGAAAAGGGUGCUGACUGCACUGAGCGUCACAUGUUUGAAUGUCCCGAUUAUGCUAACACAGGUGUCUGCCGUAACAAAAAGUGCCGACUUCCACAUGUCGAUACUGCGGGCAAUCUGCGCAAGGCUAAGUUGGCAGAAGCUAAAACAGAAGAGGGGAACACCUCGGAUCUCUCUAGUGAUGAGGAGAGCUAUGAUGGAAUCGACUACGACGAUGUAGAUUCGGACAACUUCAGUGACAAUGAAGUCAUGGGAGGCACCGAGGAGCGCGACCAUGAACUCGCUCAACAACAGGACUAUGUUGGAUUUUCUUGA
This is a messenger RNA of Aureobasidium pullulans EXF-150, 1445 nucleotides long. RefSeq lists its product as uncharacterized. The record is from RefSeq and is a predicted model, not a curated record. Gene Ontology annotation, molecular function: metal ion binding. NCBI's taxonomy places the organism in Eukaryota, Fungi, Ascomycota, Dothideomycetes, Dothideales, Saccotheciaceae. Gene Ontology annotation, cellular component: nucleus. The coding region runs from base 96 to 1445 and encodes 449 amino acids. The transcript is spliced from 5 exons.